Anguilla anguilla (European eel) is the source of this 1586-nucleotide messenger RNA. RefSeq lists its product as uncharacterized. Bases 375 to 1241 code for a protein of 288 amino acids. The record is from RefSeq and is a predicted model, not a curated record. Lineage: Eukaryota; Metazoa; Chordata; Actinopteri; Anguilliformes; Anguillidae. The transcript has 2 exons.
UGCUCUUCUGCUAAUCCAUGCAGCUCUUACAAAUUACAUAUAAAAACACCACCGAAUUAUUCUAUAUUUUUAACAAAAAAUCUAUUUCACCCUUUCGCUCUCUCUCUCUUACCCGCCAUUUCUUUUCGUCUGCACUCACCCCGCCUCCUUCUCUCCCGCUCACCCUUUUUUUUUCUUUCUUUUUUUCAAAGUAGACCGCAUGUCUGCCGUUACCUGCUGCUCUCCCUGAGAUCUGUUCGGCUGCCUCCAGCUGUCACCCACCCUGCGAUCACAAAGCCAGGACCCCAAAACUCUCCGAGCCCAAACACGGGACCCGCAGACCCCCGUCCCGACUGCAAACCCAGGACCCCGAAAACUACUUUUGAGAAGACGCAAUGGCGGGCAUUCCUGCAGUGCACCUGAGCACACUCUGUCUGGCCCUCUUUUGCUCAUCUGUACUGGGACAUGCCAUGGACAACAGCACGUGGACUCCCCCUUCUACAUCGACACCUGAGGCUCACCAAUCAGAGCGUCCCGCUACUGAACUGUACACCACCGUCUCGGCUGCCACGGAAACAAGCGCGGGACCCGACGCGAAUAUCACCAAGCCCACGACCCCCCCUGGCCCGACCACGCUAAUCACACGUGGCAGGACCGACGGACAGCCCCGGGAAAUGACGAGCGUCAAGGGCACCCCGACAACGAGUAGUCAAACGCCGCAAAGCCCUACAGUACCGAGCUCCUCCAGUUCCGUCCCUAUCGUCGUCAGCCUGGUGGUGCUGAUAGUCGUGCUCAUCCUCCUCCUGUACGUCCUGUCCCUGUUCCGAAAUCGCCGCUGGGCCCGGGGUGCGUGGGGGUGCCUGGGGCGCGCGGUGGCCAGAGCGAGAGCCGCCCUGAGCUGGCUGGGGAUCCGUCUGUGGCCCGGGAAGAGCGGGGGGCGGGAGGACGAAGAGGAGGAUGAGGAGGAUGAGGGGAACAGCGAGAGAGAGGGGGAUGUGGAGCUUGGGAAUGGGAUGGCUGCAGAGGUCGAGAAAGAGAAGAGGGAGGAGGAGGAGGAAGAGGACUCCUCAGACGACUACUCCAGCAUGGAGGGGUUUGACCCGAGGGAGAGGGCCAGGCAGGGCAAGGAGGAAGAUGAGGAGAGAGGGAAGGGCCCGAGUCAGUGUGAGGACAGAGAGGAAGAAGGGAAGAGCGGAGAGGCGGUUCUCCUGGAGAGAAGUAAGGAAGGGGGGAUGGAGGAGUGCGACCUCACAGCACUGUGAAAAACAGAGAGAAUAAGAGUGACAGGGGUGUUGGGCGGGGGGCUAACCAAUGUGAAUUGAGGGGGGGUGCGUUCGCUAUACAAGAUGAUAUGAGGAGGAGAACUGGUAUUUUCUGACACCCAUAUAUCUGGAGCGCUUACAGCUGCAGAUAUUACAAUGUUAAAAUCAAACAAUGAACUGAACAAUUGUAAAAUAUUUGUAUGAUAAACAAUUGGUGCAGUUGAUCACAUUAUAGACUUCCACGUUUCAUAGGAAAUCUCAUGUAUGUAAUGUGUAAUAUGUAUACAUGUGUAAUGGGAAUGCAUUGUCAACCAGCAAAUAAAUUCUAUUCAUGAUGUUCUUUCA